Verruconis gallopava is the source of this 2466-nucleotide messenger RNA. RefSeq lists its product as uncharacterized. Lineage: Eukaryota; Fungi; Ascomycota; Dothideomycetes; Venturiales; Sympoventuriaceae. The record is from RefSeq and is a predicted model, not a curated record. Bases 1288 to 2181 code for a protein of 297 amino acids. The transcript has 2 exons.
CUGGCUUGCGUCAUGCUCUGGAAAGCAUCGACUUGUGACCGGAUCAGCAUUACUGAUUGAAGCCCAAGAUUUUCCGUCGCUUGCCGGAGGCCAGCAAUGUCCCGCACCAUCUGAUCGUAGCUAACUCACCUGGACGUGGGAACGGAAGAACAGUCAUACUCACGUGAUUGUGAUGUUUCAGUUGCCUGUGCUUGGCAGCUGCCUAUGCUUUGCGUUCAAAGAUUGCCGCCAUGGCGUUAUGUGGACGAGGAGGCCUUGACUCAUUGGAGAUAGAAGCGUCUUUGCCAUCCGAACCUUCCAAUCGGUGUACCGGCGAGUCAAAUUGCACAACCUUGAUCCCUCGCUCCACGAUGCUAAUCCCCAAUGCUCAUCGUCUUGUUCCAGACCCAAGCUUCCAGCUGGUAAGCUCUGUUGACUAGUCAAUAUUGUUGUACUAGCAGUACAGAACUAUGCUAAAACUGUGGUGUCAAGAGCUUCGUUCGGCUUCACAACAUUCCGCUCUGCUAAACCCGUGCUGACGUACGGCGAUUCCCGCAGCUGCAACCAAAGCGUCAGCAUCAUCUUUACACGCUGUUUUCACAGCGUCGAUUUCAAUUGUCCCUAGACGGAUGCACGUCGCGCAUGUUUUGCAUCCAUGUUUCACGUUGAACAAACUUAAGUGUUGGAAGAGAAAGGUGGCUCUUUUGCCUUGAUUCAAUUCAUUCCCGAGGCCUGUAAACAUAGAAAAAAAAAAUCGUGCGGACUAUUGGGGCCAGAAAUCAAGUAGGUCAAUAACGUGCAGAUAAAUACGGCGUUGCGCAAGCAAAGAGCGCGGCGAGUUUGACAUAAUUGCUGGAAUACCUCGAAAUCGUUACAUCGAAUGCGUCAUUGUCAAUUAGAUCAUAAAGCAGGCGGGGCAUAGGUCAAAAGAUUCCCUCCUUCCGUACCAAUCAUUGCAGGAAGAUUUCUGUGGUUUUGGUGAAUGGGGCCAAAAUAGCAUGCAAAAGUUCAAAAGCGAUAAUGGACGUUCCUCGCAUUCACAAAUCUGGCGCGCCAGUCGACAUGCUUAUUCGGACGAACAUUUGGCCCCCGUGCUGAUGACUGCAUCCCAAACCCAGCGAAUCUACAGCAUUGGAGGAAAAUGAAUCACGCUAAUUGCUCUGAAUUGCUCCGCAUUAGCAGGGGCAUGUUGGCAUAUUUAAAUGGGAUCUUGAGCCUGCACAAACUUAGCCACGGCUCAGCCUUCCCCCUGGGAGUUGUAUCCGUAGUCAUUGAGGCGCUUGCAAACGAGAACGAGGGAAAAAAAAAAUGAAGCCCUUUACCCCCAUUAUGUCUCCCACCAGGGAGCAGCCGAAACCAAUAUUCAUUCAAGCUCUAAAGCAGAAGAGUUACUUAGCAGGCAUGCUGAAAGACCAGUUCACGCUGUCGUCCAUUCUAGCCAUUGGCGCCACCCUAAACUUUCUCCUUUAUCUUGCUCUGGGCCCUAAAGCGUUCAUACUCGCACCACUUUUGCUCUCAGUCCGCGUGCUCGACGUCCUAUUGCAAACGUAUGGCAUCAGGAAGAACCCACACAUGGAGCGCGUUCUUUCUGGCCCAAAAAUGUCCGGCCAGUACCCUACAGCGGACGGAAGCUUUUCUGGGGAACCUGCCGACGGACAGGUUCUAGUCUUCUUGAUCGGAGCGAGGACGAACCAUCCUCUCGGCAUGUUCGCGCCGGGCUGGAAGGAACUGGGCGACUACUUCAACAAGAUGAAUAACGAGCUCCGUAAGAGAGCAGACGAAUACGGUUUCCUUGGAGCCCAGAGCUGGGUAGCUUUGGGCCAACGCGACACAAACAACGAAACCAUGACCGUGCUGUACUUCAAGGGGCCCGAGGGUCUGCACAAGUUUGCUCACGACGAACUACAUAGAGACGGCUGGAACUGGUGGAACAGGACGGAAAAACAGCAUCCGCACAUAGGCAUAUGGCACGAGUCUUUCACGUCGCCGAAGGGUCAUUGGGAAACCAUUUACAUAAACUCCGAGCCGCUGGGCUACGCUGCAGCCUCGUUCCCCAUCAAGACCGAAAAAGGAGUCAUGUGGCAGAAUUCGCUGGUGGACGCCUCGAGAGGUCGCUUGAGAACGGCGAGGGGCCGUAUGGCCAUGUCAGAUGGCAAAGACCACGAGAAGUACCCCGAAGACCUGUAUGCUGGACGCGACUGAGGUGCGGACUGCGAGGUUUUUCCUGCCGCCCUCGGCGUUGGCGAGAGCGUGGCCGGCCUAUUCUGAAUUUCGCUUUGGUGGAACAGGACGUCUGGGUGGUGAAUUUGAGUAUCACACACACAGAGCUGAGACGGAUAGCGUGUUUUCUCCGUUGCGAAAGGGAUUGGUGAACGUGCCGCCGAGACGUGCCAUACCUUCUUGGGCUCCAAAUCAGUGAUCUGCCCUGCCAAGCAUGAGAUUAGUUUCGCGCAGACCAAGAAGCUGUAACUUAUGCUGUAGUCCUCC